This is a messenger RNA of Orbicella faveolata, 398 nucleotides long. Its product is annotated as adhesion G protein-coupled receptor L4-like. Gene Ontology annotation, cellular component: plasma membrane. Gene Ontology annotation, biological process: cell surface receptor signaling pathway; G protein-coupled receptor signaling pathway. The record is from RefSeq and is a predicted model, not a curated record. Gene Ontology annotation, molecular function: calcium ion binding; G protein-coupled receptor activity. Lineage: Eukaryota; Metazoa; Cnidaria; Anthozoa; Scleractinia; Merulinidae.
ACAACAAGAUGAACGUGUACUACGUCAUGUCAUGGGGUUUCCCUGCCGUUAUGGUUACAAUCUCGCUAAGUGUUGCAUCAGGAAAAGAAGGAAUCCAGGGAUUUGUCAGUGAGGAAUACUGCUGGAUGUCUUCGGAUAACAAUCUGAUCUGGAUAUUUGUCGCAUUUGUGGUGAUGAUCGAAGCUGUUAACAUCUUGAUAUUCAUUCGAGUGAUCAAAGAAAUGACCACAAUGCAGUCAACAGGAGGAAACCACAUUCAGCAGAUACGACUUGGCAUCAAGGCAUGCGCAGUGUUGAUUCCUCUUCUAGGGAUCACGUGGUUGUUCGGUCUUCUAUCGCCUCUGCACAAGGCAUUUGUUUACAUUUUCACGAUACUUAACUCUGCGCAGGUUAGUUAG